UUCUAACACCAGCGCCAUUUGCUUCACAAGAACGUCGAGGUUGCAAAAAGAACUUUGAUUGAGCGAGGGUCUUUGGGUAUUAAGCAAUAAUCCACGCAACUUUAUUUGGCUGAUCCUUAGGAAACACGAAUUGCUUGUAUUGGCACAUUCUUCACGAUAUAGGGAAUCCCGGUCUCAAAAUGCCAAACAUUAAAUUGCAGAGUUCAGAUGGGGAGACUUUUGAGGUUGAUGUCGAAAUUGCUAAAUGUUCUGUGACCAUCAAGACAAUGCUUGAGGAUCUAGGAAUGGAUGAGGAUGAUGAAGAAGUUGUUCCCCUACCCAAUGUCAAUUCUGCUAUUUUGCGCAAAGUGAUUCAGUGGGCCACAUAUCACAAAGAUGACCCACCACCACCUGAAGAUGAUGAUAAUAAGGAGAAACGAACAGAUGAUAUCUCAUCUUGGGAUGCUGAUUUUCUCAAAGUUGAUCAAGGAACUCUUUUUGAAUUGAUUCUGGCUGCCAACUAUCUUGAUAUUAAAGGUUUAUUGGAUGUUACCUGCAAGACUGUUGCAAACAUGAUCAAAGGUAAAACCCCAGAAGAGAUUCGCAAAACCUUCAACAUCAAGAAUGAUUUCACCCCAAGUGAGGAAGAGCAAGUUCGCAAAGAGAAUGAGUGGUGUGAAGAGAAGUAAAGUAUUUGAAUUGAGUUUUGUUUUCUCAUAAAAUGUGUUCUUUUGUAUCCAGCUUCACGUUUUCAAGCCAAUAAUACAACUAAUUAAGAAGCA
Messenger RNA from Daphnia magna, 761 nucleotides. It is a transcript of the gene SkpA, whose product is annotated as S-phase kinase-associated protein 1. Gene Ontology annotation, molecular function: cullin family protein binding. Gene Ontology annotation, cellular component: cytoplasm; nucleus. The transcript is spliced from 4 exons. NCBI's taxonomy places the organism in Eukaryota, Metazoa, Arthropoda, Branchiopoda, Diplostraca, Daphniidae. The record is from RefSeq and is a predicted model, not a curated record. Bases 180 to 668 code for a protein of 162 amino acids. Gene Ontology annotation, biological process: SCF-dependent proteasomal ubiquitin-dependent protein catabolic process.